GCCACCCACAGAGAACAAGAGCAAAAUCGAAACCACUCUGUAGUGCUCACGCACAGAGAUCUAGAGAAGAAGAUCAAGGGAAAGAUAAGUCCGUGUGUUUCAUUCAUCAUGAGGCCGGUGAGAGAAGGCGCGGCGGCUCUGGUGGGCGUCGGCGGCGGGGAGGCGGCGUCGGCAGCGGCAAGGCACGCGCACCCGGGGCUGUGGAGGACGCCGACGCCUUACCUCUUCCUCGGCUUCGCGCUUAUGAUGGGCCUCAUCGCGGUGGCGCUGCUCGUGCUCCUCUGCACGCGCCGCAAGCCCUCCGGCUCGUCGCGGCGCGGGAGCGGCGCCACGGCGGAGUCGGCGUCGGCGCGGGGAACGAAGAUGUUGCCGCUCGACCGGGAGCCAAAGGUGGUCGUCAUCAUGGCUGGGGACCAGAUGCCGUCCUUCAUCGCCAGCGCCAGGCCCUUCGCUUUCGGUUUCGCCACCGUCGUCGCAGAUGCCGGCGAGCAGCGCAAGGCGGAGGUGGCGUAG
Lolium rigidum is the source of this 513-nucleotide messenger RNA. RefSeq names its product protein GLUTAMINE DUMPER 6-like. The record is from RefSeq and is a predicted model, not a curated record. Gene Ontology annotation, biological process: regulation of amino acid export. The coding region runs from base 109 to 513 and encodes 134 amino acids. NCBI's taxonomy places the organism in Eukaryota, Viridiplantae, Streptophyta, Magnoliopsida, Poales, Poaceae. The transcript has a single exon.